Molecule: messenger RNA, 3095 nt
Organism: Pelmatolapia mariae (spotted tilapia)
Lineage: Eukaryota; Metazoa; Chordata; Actinopteri; Cichliformes; Cichlidae
Product: GDNF family receptor alpha-2-like
Exons: 9
Coding region: 579-2006 (475 amino acids)
Biological process (GO): nervous system development
Cellular component (GO): external side of plasma membrane; signaling receptor complex
Molecular function (GO): signaling receptor activity
Source: RefSeq, a predicted model, not a curated record
GAAGCGUUCCCUCCCUUCUUGAGCGCGCAGCUUUUUGAGGGAACCACCGGUGAGGGGGGAAAAACCAGUCAGCGUUUUGUAGCACUUUCAGAUGAGUUCUUCUGCCUCCUUAGAGAUACUGACAUAGCUAUCACAGACCGCUUUGCGCCAGUUUAAGGACUGUUUUAGGGACAAUUUGUCUACAAGGGCCAACUGGAGCGGGCAGCUCUUAUAAUGCGGAGAGAUCAAGUCUCAGUAGUUUGUCGGUAUGAACGCAGCGCAGACGGACCCUGAGUAACUGCUCUUACGGAUUGACUGCUUGUUUGAUUGCCAUUUGAUCUUUUUUUCCCAGUGUCAAGGAAUUUUUUCCUUUGUCGUGAUUAGUCCAUUAUUAAGAUAUAAAAUUAAAUUGUGGAUUACUUUUUUGGGGAUUCGAGGAUAUUUUCGGAGCUGCAUGUUUCUUUUAAAAUUUGAAUGAGGGUUUUUUACAGUUAUCCUGCGCCUGGGUCACGGAUCCGGAGAGGGGAAUUAAUCCUUGAAAAGGUGGAAAUAUUCGUGUAAUUCUAGCACAACUCAUCCUUCUUGCGGCUGAGUCCAAAAUGAAGUCUGUCACUGUGUGGAUGUGCGUCUGCACCCUUGUUCUGCUCCCAGAUGAGGCAGCAGGUUCCUGGGGUGUUCCCUCGGCUUUGCCCGUGUCUUUGGCUAACAGUGCUCCAGGAUCUUCAAGCAUCAAAUCUGGGCCUGGAGCUCAGCCAGAAUGGGUGAACUGCAUCGAGGCAAGUGAAAUGUGUAACCAGGACCCUCAGUGCAGCUCUUGGUACCGAGUGAUGCGCCAGUGCCUUGUGGGCAAGGAGAAAGAUGCCAUGCUAGAUAACAACAGGGAGUGCCAGGCUGCACUGGAAGUGCUGCUGGUUAGCCCUCUGUAUAACUGCCGUUGCAAGAGGUCCUUGAAGACGGAGCAGCAGUGUCUACAGAUCUACUGGUCUAUAAACAUGGGACGCAAUGAAGAUGAAGACAUGGAAGACUUAUCUCCAUAUGAACCUGUUGCACCCAACUGGCACCCUGACACAAGCCGUUUGGCUUCCAUCUCUUCAGCAGCCGUCACAGUGACCCAGAAAGGUUUCCACUGUCCUGAUACAGAGAGGGACUGCAACCCCUGCCUUGAUGCAGCCAAAGCAUGCAACUUAAAUGGGAGCUGCAAGAGGCAACGUGCUUCUUACAUCAACAUAUGCAGCAAAGCAGACUUCAAACCGGGAGAAACUUGCAGCAGGAAGCGCUGCCAUAAGGCCCUGAGGACUUUCAUAGACCGAGUGCCCAGUGAGUUCACCCACCGGCUGCUCUUCUGCCCCUGCCAGACUACAGGCUGCGCUGAGCGACGCAGGCAAACAAUUGUGCCCGACUGCUCCUAUAAAGAUAAGGAGAAACCCAACUGUCUGGAGCUACGGAAGGUCUGUCAUCAGGACCCUCUGUGCAGGUCUAGGCUGGCUGAUUACAAAGAGAACUGCGGGAUGACUCCACACGCAGCAAACACCUGUCCUAACCAAGACAAUCACCAAGCCUGCUUGGCCUCCUUUGCAAGGCUCGUUGGGACGGACGUGACUCCCAACUACGUGGACAGCAGCUUCUCCAACUGGACCAUCUCCCCAUGGUGCACCUGCAAGGGCAGCGGAAACCAAGAGGAGGAAUGUCAGAACUUCCUGCGGUACUUCACCAAUAACGCAUGCCUAAGAAAUGCCAUUCAGGCCUUUGGUUAUGGGAUAGACAACACACAGAACAAAAGUGGGCCUGUCCCAGGCCCCUCAGCGACACCGAAGCCAGACCCUGUAUCGACACAGGAGAUCUCAGAAAAUCUCCCCGUGACUAUCCCAAAGCGAAAUGGGCGAAUACAUGGUGAAGAUGAGUAUCACCAACCAAGAGGUGGUGUCGUGGACCUGGGAGAGGAUCACUCUUCUUGUCUCUAUGCCAGUGUCUGGGCUCUGCUUCCCAGCCUGGCUUUGGCUCUGGUCCUGGCCCAGCAUGCCUUAUAGGAGCGCCAGGAGGAGAAAAAAGAGGUCAUCCACCCACAAGCUGAUCCCAAAUGCAGAAGGUGUUAUUCCUGAGACUGAUAUUAAGAAGGCUGAAUCUCUGGACAGUUGACAUGGAUGGCAUUUACGAAAGAGAAAAACAAAAGGCCGAGAGAGGUGGAAAUGACUGAAAUUUUAUAACUGUGAAUUUGUUGUUCAUUUAUCGUAUCAUUCGGGCAGACCGCAACUGUGAUGGAGCACAUGGCUUUACAAAAGACCCUUGGUAUGAGAGGCCACGAAGGCCGCUCUCUGACUGAGUCACGAAAAAAACCCGGAGGACUGAAGCUGCUCAUGUCAGAGACUUCUGCACUUUUCUCACCAAAGGAGGGCGAGAGGGGGGGGAAUGAACAACACAAUUAAAAGAAGGCAAGGCAGGAUUGGCAGAAAAGAAAUUGUUGCAAAGAGAAAAGGAGUGAGCUUGAAGUAAAUGUCAUAUAGUGAGAUGGGAAAAAAAGAAGGAAUCUUUUUUAUUUGCUUUGGGUCUUGAACUUGUUCUUGACUUAAUCUUCUCUUGGAUGAACAGACCGCACAUUUAGAGGCAUGGAUGGGGGAUGAUUACGUUCUGUUUCUUCAAAUCUAGUGUAAACUCUAAAUUGUAAAGCCUACUCAAUGUUCUAAGUGUUGGUAUAGUAUCUGUGACCAUAAUCAAUCUACAGUACCGAGCUUUCAUUUGGGUGCUACAGUAUACCUUUUAAGCAGGCAGCGAAAAGAGCUAAAGGCGGCCGUGUUAAACAGUUAAUGGAUUUAUGGUCAUUUAAGAUGUUGUUGAUAAUUGUGGGUGUUCGCCAUAUGUCCACCCGCACACGUGUAUAUUUCUGUCUCUAUGUAUAUAAACAACACUUUUUCUUUCAUUCAGCCUAAUGAUAUCUAGUACCUUUAAAGGACAUUAUAGUAUGCACAGGUGACUCUGUAUUGGUACUGAAGGAAGGAUUUCAUUAUCUGCAUUUAUAUUUGUCUAUUAAGGUUUGAUCACAAAGAAUGUAUACAGGGAUAAAAUUAAACGAGCUCCAACUGCUUGAAAAAGCCAUAAUCUGUGUGUGAAUAUUGUAAUAU